GGCGUGACGACACCAUUGUCCCCAUUGAUAAACGUUUUGGAGAAUCGCCCUCAAGACUUCAGUUACUCUCAGACUUUCCAGAAGUAAGCAUAUCAUGUCUCUAUUAUCUAGUGAGAAAGUCAGGACUGAGGCAGGCAGCCUUGACGGCGAGGACAGUGGUCAUGACUCCGUAGAUGCACUGGAUGAUAGGGAGAGAAUCAACCACCUCGAGACCGCCGUGGCCUGGAUCAGAGGAGAAGUGACCAAUCUGAAGGAUUACGAUCAAGACAUUCUGAAAGAGCUACGAAAGAUUCGACUAGCUGUCCAUGAUAUCCAAGACACGCAAAAGGAAGUAAAAAAAGAGCAGAAAUAUCUCGAUCUGUCAUACAACACAGACCUUUCCCCUACCCGCAGCUCCCCUCUCGAGCUCGUCCCCCCCUCCCUCUCCCCCUCUCCCACCCCCUCACCCGAACCGUUUGUAGCGUCAGACGGACAUCGGUAUCGCACGGGAACACUUGAGCUCCUCACUACAGCUCCAACUCACCUCAAACAAAAAGAUGACGAGAAACUACUGGAAGAAUUCUUUGGCCCAGAUCAAAUAAACAGGUUGAAUGAUUUUAAAGUCACCAUAGCAGAAGAAGAGGGCGAGUCUGCUGAGAUGCCAUCAGGAAAGGAGGUGAAACUAAGGACAGGCAAGGGUCAGAAAUUGAAAAUUCCAAUCAAUCCCAACUCUGGACCUAUCGAUAGAAAUCGAAUGUCGUAUGAUGUCGCCUCUGAGAUGGAACAGCUGAGAGCACGAAUUCAACAGAAAGCUCGGAUGGAACUGGAAGAUUUGGACAAGAAAUACUCGCCCAAAUUCUCACACCCUGGCUUUGGUCUACUCGAUUCCUCAAGUCAUUCCAGACAAGGAAGCCUGGACAGCUCUAUACCUAACUCCACCAACGUUUCCUCCAGUGACCUCCCAGUAGCCGGCCAAACUAGACAUUCGAGGCAAGCCAGUCUGCCAGUCUUCUUUGACCCAGCCUCCAUUUUGAGUUUGGCUAAGAAAUCACCAACUCCUCAACUAAAGACGCAAGCGGAGAAUCAAUUUAUGGAAGAUAAUUCGAGAAGUCCCACACCUCCACUAAACUACAUUCAUGUUCGUCAGGCAUCUGCUGGGUCGUCAGGUAGCGGAACUAUAUCCCCUCCUCUAACGCUCACUUCUGGUCAUGGGACUUCAUCACAACAAAAUCAUGUGACUGGAUACAAGUCGACCCCAUCGCAACGCAAUGCCCCACAGAUUCAAAGUCUCAGGGAGCGUCCAAUUCGACCACAGAGCGGAAAAAUCCCUCCACAGAACCAAGACCUGAGUAUUAACCACACCCACUCUCAUUCUCAGCCCGCCCACCUUCCAUCUCAGUUCACAGUCGCUAAUUCAAGAGGUGGCUACUCGACUGCGAUUGUCAAGGGUCCAAGACGUCACAGCCCUGAAGGGAGUAAACCAAAUGGUUACAUUACGUCUAAGCCACCCCUGCCUGCAAAUCACAGCCUGCUCAUGUCAAGAGGAGGGGCUGGAGACUUGGAUCAACCAGAACUCAAGAGCAUAUCUCGAGUGACGCAGCUUCGAAGAGCACCGUCUGGUGAUAAAGUUGCUGCCUCUCCACGAAUGGCACGAAAUGUUCCCCCACCGACAACUAGUCAUGUGCCGGGCCCUAACAACACACAUCAGAAGUUGGGUAUGAGAUUGAGUGAGCCCGGGAACAUGGCGAAUUUUCAAGCCAAACAAAACGGAGCACAGGUCCAUCCAGUAGAUAUCGAACCGUAUAUGACAUCGAACGAGUUAAGAGGACAAAUGUUCAAGUACACACCGUAUACUGACAAUGUAACUAACGAGAAGACUAAAUCACUAGAUUCAUCUAGUGCUAGUCAGAGUAGAAAGGCCAGUUUGCUUCCGAACGAACAAACAUGGUGUUGAGUUAAUGGUCAUCAUUAUUUUGUCUGUAUGUGUGUGUUUUAUGACUAUUCUCUUCUGUGUGAUAAUAUAUUCAUUGUGAACUGUGA
Halichondria panicea is the source of this 2019-nucleotide messenger RNA. RefSeq lists its product as uncharacterized. The transcript has 2 exons. Lineage: Eukaryota; Metazoa; Porifera; Demospongiae; Suberitida; Halichondriidae. The record is from RefSeq and is a predicted model, not a curated record. The coding region runs from base 95 to 1933 and encodes 612 amino acids.